GUUAAAUCCAUCUUGUAUUUAAUUAUUAAUAGCGCUAAUGGAAAUAAAUAUAGAGCAAUACUUGUAAUUGUAAAAUAAUAUUAAUUAAACACGAGAAAAUCCGGGAGCGAGAACUGUCUGAUAAGCAAAUAAUUUAACUCAAAUAAAUUACAAGUGAAUGUUGGUCUAUAUAAAGAAGAAUAUCCCAGAUACUGAGAUAGUUUUAACAAAAGACACGGCAUUGAUAUUUUCUAUUGUUAAAAAUUAUAUUGAAUUUAAUAGUCAACAUGUCAAUGAUACAUAUAUUGAGUUUUAUUGGAUGGCUUUUAAUGGGUAUAGAAUUAAGUAUCACUCAAAGAUAUAAUUGGCCGCAUGACGCACAAUCAAUGUACAAAAUAUUAAAACCCGCAUCUUAUAGAAUACCUAAAUAUCCAUCAAUUAUUUAUGUCACUACGCCUCAACACAAAGAGUCCGAUGACGAUUACAUGGACUAUCCAAUGUACUCAUUUAAUUACGGAGUAGCUGAUGGGCAUACGGGCGACUCAAAGUCAGCUUGGGAAGAAAGAAACGGUGAUGCUGUACGUGGUGAGUACUCAUUAGCAGAAGCAGAUGGAUCUAUCCGUACAGUAACUUACACAGCAGACGAUAAAAAUGGAUUUAAUGCUGUUGUUACCAAAACUUUACCACAAAACCCUUACUGACAAUAAUCUUACAUCUCAAGUAAAAAAUUAAUUAUUAAAUUACAACUACCCAUUUAAAUUAUUUUAUUUUAUUUAUAAGAUAUUUAAUUUUUUUAAUUAACUAUUUAAUUAUAAAUAUCAGAAUUAUAUUUUUAAUACAAAAAGUAUUUUUAACUUAUUUAAAUCACGCGUCAAAAAAUUUUA
Microplitis mediator is the source of this 863-nucleotide messenger RNA. RefSeq names its product cuticle protein 19-like. The record is from RefSeq and is a predicted model, not a curated record. NCBI's taxonomy places the organism in Eukaryota, Metazoa, Arthropoda, Insecta, Hymenoptera, Braconidae. The transcript has 5 exons. Gene Ontology annotation, cellular component: extracellular matrix. Bases 267 to 680 code for a protein of 137 amino acids.